Molecule: messenger RNA, 411 nt
Organism: Angiostrongylus costaricensis
Lineage: Eukaryota; Metazoa; Nematoda; Chromadorea; Rhabditida; Metastrongylidae
Source: the annotation of a GenBank genome assembly
AUGAUAUCACCGUCGAUUUCCUUAGAGCUUUCGGCCUUAGAGUUAAAUGUAGUUCUCGAAACCCUAAUGACCUCUCAGCUUCAAAAAGAGGAAAUCCCGGACCAUUGGAAGAGGCCGCGCCCGGCCAUUCCGCAAAGAAAGGGCUACCGAAGGAAUGUUCGUAAUUACUGUUCGAUAUGCUUGUUAGGUGUACUUUACAAACUGUCCAUCCUUUUGUGCAUAUCGAAGAUCGAAUUGGGAGCAGUGCAACUAGUCCAGAAAGCAAAGCAGGGUUCGGACACAGAUUCUGCCUUUGUCGUGCAUGAGGCAGCGUUUGGCUACGUCGGAACGAAGGCAAUUCCAUCAGCACUCGUCGAUCAAGUAAUGGACAUGACCUACAUAAGGGAUCUAUAUGAGUGUAACCGAAAAUGA